AUGAAUAAAGAAUUAUUAUCCACAGUCCAUUCGCGUGACGAUGUUAAUCUUUCAUCUAUAAGACAAUCGAAAUCUCCAUUUGUAAAAUCACUAUCAGAAGAAUUAAUAAAACUGAGCUCUUCUAUAAAACGAAAACGAUCAACAAAAUUUCCUGCAAAUCAUUCACAACCUACUUCUCCCCCGUCGAAUUCAGUAUCUCGUAAAUUAAAUCAAAUAGUAGUAGCGAAGAUAACAAAUAAUAAUGGUAUUGGCAAUGGUAAUAGCAAUAGCGAGGUCAUGUCGUCUCAUAAAGUUCUUUCUUCCGUGCGUGGAGUUAAUGGCGGAAGUCAUUCUCGUAUGUCUUCAAAAUCAACACUUGAUUCAAGUAGUAGUGAUGAUAACGGCUCAGAUGGUUUAGAUGGUUCAGAUUCGACUUCGGAUAAAAUUAUUACUAUCUCACAAAAGUCUGCUCCGGUAUCAACUAUACAAUCUCCUACCCAUCCUGGUUUGGUAACUUCACCGACUAGUCUUAAUGCAAGUUUCUCGCAAGAAUCUCAAAAGAAGUUACGUGAAAGAAAUGAUCAAACUAAUGGCGUUUCUGGUAGCAAUAAAGGAACCUAUAUUAAUCAUUCACAACAUUCUCAAGAUAAUAAUUCUAAUACUUUGAGACAAAGAGAUAGAACUGAAAGAAAUGAUAGAUAUUUAAGGGAUAGGGAUAGGGAAUAUUCAUCAAGAGAAAUUCAGCAAGGUCAAUCUUCACCUAAUAAUACAAGACCUUCUCAGUAUAGAGGCAGAGAUCGCGAAAAGGUUCGUAGAUAUUCAAAAUCCAGAGAGAGAACAACUGAUGAUUAUAGGCAUAGAGAACGAGGUGCUGAUUACGUUGAUCGUCAUCGUGCUCAUUCUAAAUCAAGGGAAAGAGGUGGGGGUCAUGAUGAUAUUCAUCGAGGUGAAAAUGUUUAUAGGCAUAAGGAUAGAGAUAAUAUGGAUAGAGGAAGGAAAAUGACAUAUGAUUAUGACGGGAGGGAACGUAAAAAAUCUAAAACUCGUGAACGAGAAAGAGGAAGGGAAAGAGAAUUUAACAAUGAUAAUAAAAUGCAUCGUAAUAUUAACGAACCUCAUCAUGAUAUGGAUUCUCAAAAUAAACACCAAAGAUCAUUACGUAAAACGAAUGACAAGAGUUAUGAUAUUAGUAAAGCAAGGGCUAAAUCUUUAACAAGAGAUCUUUCUGGAUCAUCAAAUGAUAGCGAUUUACAAAGAAGACAAUCACGUAGAACAAGAGAAAAGAAUGUUCCUAUGGAAAGAAAUAGAUCAAAAUCAUUGACAAGAGAUCUCGAAGGAAAGUCAUUGGAUGUGAAUAAAGAGUCACAGAGGAAUAGAGAACGAGAGUUUGAAAAAUUAAUGGAAAGAGACAGAAAUAAUGGUCGAUCUAUACGUAACGGCGGUGAAAAAGAUCAGAAGAAUUCUGAUAAUGAAGAUGUUAAAUACAAGCAGAGAGGCGAACAUGAUGAAAAAACACACGCAAAGUCAAGAACUAAAGGUGACGAUAAAGGAACUCAUGAAAAAGAAUUUGAGUUAGAAAAAGAUCCCAAGUUAUUAAUAAAUCGAAUCGGUCUUAAGCAGCAAAAGAAUGAAGAACCAUUACAUAUGGAAAAAGAUGAACCAAGGAGUUCUUCUGGAAAGAUCACGGCUCAAAUAUUUAUUGAAGAGAGUCAGCAAUACAAGUCAAUAACGUUGACUCCUGAUAUGACUGCUCUUGAUGUUAUGAAUAUAUUCAGAAGUGAUAAUACUAUUUCUGAUGCUGGUGCUUGGACAAUAUUUGAAUUGGUUCCUGAAUUCGAUUUAGAACGCCCAUUAAGAGAUUGGGAGAGUCUGGCGUGGAUUAUUGGUAGAUGGGAAUUGGACAGAGGAAAUUCUCUCGUUUUGAAAAAAUAUGCAUACAGAAAUGCUUUAACACUUGCAGGAUUUAAUGAGCAUGUGCCUCCGAUAUUUGGAGUGUUAUUUGUAGAAUUUAAGAAAAGCAAAUGGCAGAAGCGAUACUUCUAUUUAAAGGAUGGAUCAAUAUAUCAUAGCAAAGAUACUAAAGGAACGAAUGAAACUUUCCUUUGUUCUAUGGUCAGUUUUGAUGUGUAUAUAUGCACGAAACUUUCUAAUACAUUUCCAACAAACUUUGUCUUUGCCGUAAAAUCGCAAGAUAAAAUUACAAUGUUUGAGAAUCCAGAAAAGGAUUAUAUGCACUAUUUAUGUGCGGAAAAUUUAAAUAAGAUGAAUGAAUGGUUAUUAUCUAUUAGGACAGUUAGAAAUAAAAUAAUGCGUGAAGAAAGUCCAGAAUUAUUUGUUGAUAUUCCUGUCAAGAAUGAGAAACCGAAUGUACCAAUUAACCUUGCUAUGCCAUUAACAAAUGCAUUACCGGCAGCUGUGUCAGAGACAACUUCAUUAAUGAGGGAAAUUUCUUUUGAACUAGCAUCAAUUAGUACAACUCCUUUAUCAAAAACGGUUGGAAAUGAUACCACUAAUCAAGAUACAAAAAAUUUACCAACCAAAAAAUGGAAUGCACACCAUUUACGCAGUGCAUCGGAAGGAUCUUUACUAGAUUUUUUUAAUAAUCCAGCCGGAACAAUUUCGCCACCAUCUCUUGAACUAACGAAAAAAGCAUCAUUAAGUAAAUCUUCAUCGUUUGAAAGGAAAGAAGUUAAAAAGAUUGAGACCUCUAAUGAUGAUUCCAAUAAGAAGAAAGAACAAUCAAAUGUUUUUAAAGGUGGAUCAUUGUUGGAUUAUGAUGAUAAACUUCCUCAAAUCAAACCAAUUGAGGCUGAACAAGUUACGUUCGCAAAAGGUUCAUUAUUGUCAAAUGGAACUAUAUAUGAGCAGGCAAAAGAAAGAGAAAAAAUAAGAAGAGCGAUGGGAGGAGUUGGAAUCAUAAGAGAUUCACAUAGUGGAACUUUAUUAAAUUUAGAAAACAAUGUUAAAUUUCAUAAAGGUUCUUUAUUAGAUCGUAAUAUAGAAGGUACUGGUAAUGGUAUAGGAAAUAAAACCAUACAACGUAAAAAAUCUAUGGGUAAUGCUUUAAAACAAAAUCAACCAUUAAGACAAAAUAACUUUCAACCUUUAUUAAGUUUUGGAAAUAAUCAAAGGGUAUUUGAUUUUGAUGGAGUUAAAUCUUAUCCCAUUAAAUCUCCUCCAAUUAAAUCUCCGCCCAUUAAAUCUCCGCCCAUUAGAUCUCCACCUAUUAAAUCUCCACAUGGUGAUGGAGAACGAGAUAGUUAUUUCUAA
Molecule: messenger RNA, 3249 nt
Organism: Funneliformis mosseae
Lineage: Eukaryota; Fungi; Glomeromycota; Glomeromycetes; Glomerales; Glomeraceae
Source: the annotation of a GenBank genome assembly